Molecule: messenger RNA, 1091 nt
Organism: Cyclopterus lumpus (lumpfish)
Lineage: Eukaryota; Metazoa; Chordata; Actinopteri; Perciformes; Cyclopteridae
Exons: 6
Coding region: 21-1091 (356 amino acids)
Biological process (GO): response to bacterium
Source: RefSeq, a predicted model, not a curated record
UCAAGUGGAUUGACAAGAAAAUGAAGAUCAUUUUUUAUUUGCUGCUGAUUCUCAGAGUGGGGCGAUGCACAGAUGAUCAGAUCCUUGAAACAAAGACUGUUGGUGUUGGACAAAACGUGACUCUGACUUGUGCUCGCGACACAUCUCUCAUCCGAGAAACCUGGUUUUGGAUCAGAAUUGUUUCUGGAAACUUACCUGAAUUCUUGGGAGGAACAUAUAAUUUUAUUUAUGAUGAUAGUGAUAAGACUCUUCGCAUUACAACAAAACAAGAACCUGGAACAUUUCUGCUGCAUAUUCAUGAAGCAAAGCUAAGCGAUGUCGGACUUUACUCCUGUAUGAAAGUAAACCAACUUAAUUUAACAUUUUUAAAAGGAACAUUUCUGAGUAUUGGAGAACCUGAUAUCACUUUCAUCACUCAAGACUUCCCAUCUGCUCCGGUCCGUCCAGGAGACUCAGUGACUCUGCAGUGUUCCGUCCUCUCACACUCUGAGAGGAGAACGUGUCCAGGAGAACCGAGUGUGUUCUGGUUCAGAGUCGGAUCGGAUGAAUCUCAUCCCAGUUUAAUUUAUGCCCAAAGAAGCAACAGUGCUGGAUGUGAGAAGAGUCCUGAAGCUCACUCUCCACAGAAAUGCGUCUACAGCUUCUCUAAGGACGUCACCUCCUCUGAUGUCGGCACUCAUUACUGCGCUGUGGCCACAUGUGGACAGAUAUUAUUUGGAAAUGGAACAAAACUGGACAUUAAGGAAACCGGCUUGGGGUCCUUAAGUGACAAUAUAUUUCUGCUCCUGCUGUGUGCUGUCUUGGCUAUAAGUGUGAACGUCGCAGCUUUCCUCAUUUACGCCAUCAAGAAAAACAAGUGUGAUUAUUGCAAUAAUGAAGCUGCUGUUUUGCUUCUAGAAAGUGUUGCAAAAAGGAAGUUAAAGAGAAAUGAAGACGCGUGGAUGUAUUCUACUGUCGUCUUCAAUGUGAUGAAAUCUGCCGGUGGUGGAACGAGGGACGCCAAGCAGCGGAGAGAGAGAGGAUCUACGCCGCUGUCAAGGCUUUUGGGUUGGAUUAGCAUGUUGAGGGGACUGUUUGAGGUCAACAGGUGA